Molecule: messenger RNA, 4923 nt
Organism: Choloepus didactylus (southern two-toed sloth)
Lineage: Eukaryota; Metazoa; Chordata; Mammalia; Pilosa; Megalonychidae
Gene: POMT2
Product: protein O-mannosyltransferase 2
Exons: 21
Coding region: 2-2413 (803 amino acids)
Biological process (GO): phosphoenolpyruvate-dependent sugar phosphotransferase system; protein O-linked glycosylation via mannose
Cellular component (GO): endoplasmic reticulum; membrane
Molecular function (GO): dolichyl-phosphate-mannose-protein mannosyltransferase activity
Source: RefSeq, a predicted model, not a curated record
CAUGCUUCCCGCCCAGCCCAGAGUCCGGGGCUCCGCGCUCCGCUGCCGGCGGAGAGAACUACAUUUCCCAGGCCAACCAGAGCUGCCCUUAUGUGACUUCUUGGCGUGGCGGCUGACGAGACCAAGCGUGCCUCGAGGCCGGAGGGCGACCCUGAGGAGGGGAAUGAUGCCGCCGGUGGUGGGGGGAGGCCUGGCAGCGUCUGAGCUGCGCCCCCAACGGGGCCGCUGUGUGCCCCAGGCUGCUAGGGCCGUGGGCCUGGCCGCAGAAGAUGCAGCGCGAAGCCCCAAACGGCUUGCUCGGAGCUCGCGGCGCUUCGAGGUGGCCGGCGGGUGGGCCCUGCUGGCCCUGGUGACGCUGCUGUCCUUCGCCACUCGCUUCUAUCGUCUGGACCAGCCUCCUCACAUCUGUUGGGAUGAGACUCACUUUGGAAAAAUGGGAAGUUACUACAUCAACCGCACCUUUUUCUUUGAUGUGCACCCUCCUCUGGGAAAGAUGCUGAUAGGUCUUGCUGGCUACCUGAGUGGAUAUGAUGGUACCUUUUUGUUCCAAAAGCCUGGAGACAAAUAUGAGCAUCACAGAUACAUUGGAAUGAGAGGAUUCUGUGCAUUCCUAGGUUCCUGGCUGAUCCCCUUUGCCUACCUCACUGUAUUGGAGCUGUCCAAGUCCCUCCCAGCAGCCCUGGUUACUGCUGCCCUCCUCCUCUUUGACACAGGAUGCCUCACCCUGUCCCAGUACAUUCUCCUUGACCCCAUCCUGAUGUUCUUCAUCAUGGCAGCCAUGCUGAGCAUGGUCAAGUACAACUCCUUCGCGGACAGGCCCUUCUCUGCCCCCUGGUGGUUCUGGAUCAGCCUGACUGGUGUGAGUCUCGCUGCUGCUAUAGGGGUCAAGUUUGUUGGCCUCUUUAUCAUCUUGCAUGUGGGGUUGAACACCAUUUCAGAACUUUGGCACCUGUUUGGAGACCUCAGUCUUUCACUGGCGACUCUGGGGAAACACCUGGCUGCUCGCAUCCUGUGCCUCAUAGUGCUGCCCUUGGCGCUCUACAUGGCCACUUUUGCUGUUCAUUUCGUGGUGCUGAAUAAAAGUGGUCCUAGUGAUGGCUUCUUCAGUUCUGCCUUCCAGGCCCGCCUUUCAGGGAACAACCUUCACAAUGCCUCUAUCCCUGAACACCUGGCCUACGGCUCCAUCAUCACGGUGAAGAACCUCCGGAUGGCCAGCGGCUAUCUCCAUUCCCACAGGCACCUCUACCCCGAGGGCAUUGGUGCCCGCCAGCAGCAGGUCACCACUUAUUUGCACAAGGACUACAACAACCUGUGGAUUGUCAAGAAACAUAAUACAGACUCAGAUCCCCUAGACCCUUCAUUCCCAGUGGAGUUUGUGAGACAUGGAGACAUCAUUCGACUAGAACACAAAGAGACUACUCGGAACUUGCAUAGUCACUAUCACGAGGCCCCACUGACCCGGAAGCACUAUCAGGUCACUGGCUAUGGCAUAAAUGGGACAGGAGACUCGAAUGAUUUUUGGCGGAUUGAAGUUGUAAACAGAAAAUCUGAAAACCGGAUCAAAGUGCUGAGAAGUCGAAUUCGCCUCAUCCAUCUGGUCACAGGUUGUGUCCUGGGCUCCUCAGGAAAGUCCCUGCCAAAGUGGGGCUGGGAGCAGUUAGAAGUUACUUGUACUCCAUACCUAAAGGAAACCCUCAACUCCAUCUGGAACGUGGAAGACCAUUUCAAUCCCAAAUUGCCAAACAUCAGCCUGGAUGUGCUGAAGCCCAGUUUUCCUGAGAUCUUGCUGGAGUCCCACAUGGUCAUGAUCCGGGGGAACAAUGGCCUCAAACCCAAGGACAAUGAAGUCACCUCCAAACCUUGGCACUGGCCUAUCAACUAUCAGGGCCUGCGCUUCUCGGGGACCAAUGAUACUGACCUCCGAGUCUACCUGCUUGGCAACCCGGUGGUUUGGUGGCUGAAUCUGUUGAGCAUUGCCCUCUACCUCCUCUCAGGGGGCGUCAUUUCCUUGGCUCUGCAGAGAGGUGCACACCUGCCAGCAGAAGUUGAAGGGCUGUCCCAGGUCCUGCUGCGAGGAGGCGGGCAGGUCUUGCUUGGCUGGAUGCUCCAUUACUUCCCAUUCUUCUUGAUGGGCCGGAUCCUCUACUUCCACCACUACUUCCCAGCCAUGCUCUUCUCCUGCAUGUUGACAGGCAUUCUGUGGGACACCCUGCUGCGGCUCUGUGCCUGGCGCCUGGCCUCUUCUUCUCUGGCCAAGGGCAUCCAUUCAUUGGGAAUCCUGAGCCUACUCCUGGGAACCGCCUAUAGCUUCUACCUCUUCCAUCCCCUGGCUUAUGGGAUGGUUGGUCCCCCAGCCCAGAGCCCCCAAAGUCCAAUGGCAGGACUAAGGUGGUUGGAAUCAUGGGACUUCUGAGGCCACUGCAGGGACUCCAGUUUGGGUCCAGGAGCCAGUCCCUUGGUCCUCCAGACUAUGCUGAAAGCUGCCUGAGGAGCCUGAAACUCUGCUGCCUGCCAGGACCAGCCUCUGGGAGUGAACCCUGAAUGGAUUUAGCCCAACCCUGGAGACUACAACUCCUUGUCUGCAGAGAUUUUACAGCUGAGGGUGGCUCAGCAACCAAGGACAACAUCUCUCAGGCCCAUUUCCCUGAGGGGGCAGUAUGAGGGAGAAUGAGUGUGCAAGAGGUGGGUGGAAAUGUGUGGGAGUGUGUGUGUGUGUGAGAGAGAGAGAGAGAGAACAUUUGUCUAUAUACCUGUAGAAUAUAGACCAUGUGACUGUGGAUAGCUGAAUGUCAUAAACCCUAAGAAAUAGUCCAGGGCUACAGUAAGAUUUUCUUGGCCUUUUUUCACAUUGCAUUUGGUCUGGUAAGUAAGAUCCAUCAAAAAUCCUCUGUCCUCCAAGAGGGCCCCAAGAGUUGAGAGUACUGACCCCACCUUGGGAUGUCACCAAGAACAGAGCAAAUGGGACUAGCAAAGCUGUGCUGCCCUUGUUCCCACAAACAUACAGCUGAGCAGGAGCAUAAGCCGACCCUGACUUUCCCCUAGUGGCAGCUGGUGGCCAGACUUCCUGCCCUGUGACUGUGCACAGAGGACCAACCUCCAGGGAGCGAGGUGGCCGGGAACUCAUUGUUGGCCCUCCUGGGGAUGUCAGGGAGAGCGGCAUCCUGUCCUCUGCUGUGUGCCCCCAGGGCCUGUGUGCCAGCUGCUCACUGCCCAUCCCUUUUCCCUCUGCAUCUAGCCCAGCCCUGAGAACCAGCACAGGUGCAUUCUCCCCAGGGCUGGUGGAGCCUUUGGGGAACUUUGUUUUUUGGGGGGCAGAGCCCUUAGCAGCUGAACAAGAUGAGAGGCAGAGCAGGGAAUGUGUGUGGUGCUGGGCUGGGAUCCCAGUGGGACACUGGCGUGGAGGGUACUCGGGCCUGUCUGGGCUCAGGCUGCUGUCGCUUGCUGGGCUUUCCCUUUUUCAGUCUCUAGUCCUUCCCUGCUGAGCACCCCCUCCCCUCACUCCAUUGGUAUUUUCCCUUCCAUGUAUCACCAUUACAUCAAUCCCUUUUCCUCCAAAGACCCAGAGCACCUAGAAAUGUGUCACAGCAUCUGCUUUCUACCACUUCUUGCCCAAGCAAGAAGCUCAGAGCUCAUCCCUCCACUUCCUCCUCAAAUGAGAGAGAUUAAGAAAGCCUUGGGUCAGAACGAGACCAACUCAAGGCCAGCCCAUCAGCCUGCCUCUCUCCUCCUGGUGCAUGACAAACAAUUUAUUUUGUCCCAGGGGACCGUGAUGCUUCAAGGUUUAAUGAUGAUUCUUUGCCACACUCCAUCUUCUCUCCCCUGUAGCUCCCACCAACCCUGACAGGGUCAAAGCUGUUUAGAGCAUCUUCAGAAGGCAGUUGCCACGGAGACUGGAAAUUGGUCCCAGGGACAGGCUGUGCUACCUACUGGGUGGUGGGGAGGAAGCUUCUGGCCGUGCUUGAAUGUUCAGACCAACCGUCAUUAAUGUUAAUAGAGGAAAUGCAGCAAUGUCAAAAGCAAGGCAGGUUGGUUAAUUAGAUAUGGGGCCUGAUGGCCUCCCUUUUCCAGGGCUACAGCCCUUUUGACUUCCCCCAGCAGGAAGCCCUGCCUAUGUGCUGAGUCUGGGCCGCUUGCUUAAUUGCAUUUGUGGAAGGGAAAGAGAGUGGGGAUAGAGAACCCCUGCUCACCCCUUCCAGCCCACCCCUACCCUUCCCCUCCUCCCCACAGAGUAGUUUCUUCUGAAACUGGUGGGGGCAGCCAUGUGGGUGGGCUCUCCUGGAGGUGGAAUGCAGGAAUCUGUGUUUGGCUCUUAGCAAAAAAGGUGGCCUACAGUGAGAUGGCUGAUAUUUCCUUGUGCCUUCUCAUUUCCCAAUGGGAACUCCUUGGAAGGGGGGAGCUCUGAGAAGAACCAGGGAGGGGAUAGUCACUCUUGAGUGGGGACAAGGCAAGGAGAAAGCUCAGCCAGCUUUCUGCCCAUUCCCCUCCUAAUUUGCCAAAUUGGGGACAGUGGGUUCCUCUGUCUCUUUUACUGCUUUCCAAGAAUGGGAAAAGGAGAAUUCCCUGUCCGCUCCCUCCUCUUCCUCCGUGCCCAGACUGGCAGCUGCUGCUUUCAGGACAAGGCCACAGGGAUUGAUGCAGGUUUGGGGGCUCAGGUUCUGUUGCUUUGAAGAAGCUGGGGAGAGGGGACUAUUGGGGUGCCUCUCUGAAUAUGAGCUGUGGUCCCCAGGAGUCAGCAAAAGUGUGACAAGUCUCACAGACCUGCUGGUGGAGGAAGAAGACAGUUGUCCGUCAGUCAACUUAACCUCCAGCCAACUUGCUGAGCCACAUUUUAUAUUAACAAAAAAUAAUAAUUAUAAAAAAAAUAGGUUUCCAGAGAUAAUUGGAGGCCAAUUUAGUUUUGUAAUAAAUAGUGCUUGUCUUGAA